Messenger RNA from Durusdinium trenchii, 1545 nucleotides. Lineage: Eukaryota; Dinophyceae; Suessiales; Symbiodiniaceae. The record is from the annotation of a GenBank genome assembly.
AUGGCAUGUCCGAGAACAUGUCGGCGAAGCAUCGCUGUGAGCGUGGUCUUCCUGUUGUCUGUGGUGCUGGCCAUCUCUUUGAACUCCAAGAUCGCCACAUCGAAAAGUUUCACUCGGCCACUGCUCACCUUAGUGCACAGCCGAGACCCUGUCCGAACCACGACGCAGGCGACACAAGAUGACAUAGAUUCUCAAAUGACGCACGACGAGGUCUCUGAGAAUUGGACGGCCUGGUCAUUUGAGAGCUCAGAGCAGAACCUGGAUCCAUCUCCCGACAGAGGCACCAGUCCUGUACCUGACACAAUUCACUCAACGACUGGCGCUCCGGUCAUGGUCAAUGUCCCGUCCCACGCCGAAGCCUUCUGUCGCUGUGCCCAGCUGGGCGGCACGACGCCGCCGGAGGGCCUUGAGAACUGGGCGGAGGUGGAGUUGCAGAAGCUUCUGAAAGAGAUGCGGGAGCGGCUGCGGCUGUACAUCUAUCCCACCGACUUCCAUUGCGACCAACGUAGGCCCAAAAACACCAAUCGCGGGUAUAUGGCGGAGUGGAACUUCUACGAUCGAGCGCGGAAGUCCUCGUUGCGAGUUCAAGACCCUGAGAAUGCCAGCAUCUACUACAUUCCAACCUUUACAAGUUGCUGGCGGUCACAAGGUAGGAGCAGAGGAGAAGGAGGACAGCAAGCAGGAAAGCGCAUGCAGCAAAUGCUGAAGGAUGUGGCAUCCAACUUUCCCUUUUUCCAGAGGAACCAUGGACAGCGGCACAUUUGGGUCUCCGCUCAUGACAUGGGCAAAGCCGAGCCUCUGCUUGUUGGAUGCAAACAGAACACUGGUCCUAGCUUGUGCAGCGAUGCUGCACUGAGUUUGACAGAGAUGUUGGCGAAGAACAGUUCCGCCUUGGUCAACACGGCGGACGAUGCCGAGCACACGAAGUUGGAGAGCUUCGCCGCGUACGGCUUCAACAGGCACUUAGACGUGCCCUUAGUCUGCAAUGGUGAUACAUCUUUCGCUUCAAGGGGUGCUCGAGUGCCUCUCACGGGGCGUCCACGAAAGAAUUCCGUCUUCUUUGCUGGACGAUGGGAUCAGAACUACGUCCCCGUGCGCUUCAUUGCCAUCAGGAGCAUUAUGGAAGCAAAGCUGCAUAAACCAACGAGUUUCAACAAGAAGAUUGGCCCUCAGGCCUACGAACGGAGCUUGGCCGAGUCGGAUCUGUGCCUGGCGCCGCGCGGCUCGCGGGUGUGGAGCCCUCGGCUCUUCGAGAUGAUUUGGUUCGGUUGCAUCCCCGUGAUCAUUGCUUCAGGGUAUCACCUGCCCGCGUCUUGUUUCUUCGACUGGAGGGAAUUUUCAAUCUUCAUCGAAGACAAAGAUGCUCACAAGGCCGGGCAGAUUCUCAAGACAUACUUGGACGACCCAAAGCGGUUGGAACAGAUGAGGCGCAAAGUCUUCCGAAUUCGGAAGACUUUCAUGUGGCAUGACGAGGACACCAAUGGAGAUGCUUUCGAACUGGCUUUGCUGGAUGUCUACCUUAAGCAGCAAAGACAAUGUGGCUGA